This is a messenger RNA of Laetiporus sulphureus 93-53, 552 nucleotides long. RefSeq lists its product as uncharacterized. The transcript has 2 exons. Lineage: Eukaryota; Fungi; Basidiomycota; Agaricomycetes; Polyporales; Laetiporaceae. Bases 1 to 552 code for a protein of 183 amino acids. The record is from RefSeq and is a predicted model, not a curated record.
AUGGGCUACUAUAUCGAGGUGGGUGUGGGUCAUCCGAAGAACAUUGAAGUGGCUCAGAAGUGGUGUACCAGAGGUGCUGAGCAUGGCAAUCUUGAUGCUUCAGACCAUCUCAAGGCCUUGUCUCAGCCACCACUGAGAGCCUUGUCUCAUGAGCAGCACAAGAUGCUUACUGACACUACUAUCAUCUGCAAAUGCACACUGGCCAGGCAGCAUUCGGAUGCUCAGCAUGGAGUAGGCAGCCCACGUCCUCAGGUCAGUCCUGCUGCCCAAGGUCCGGAGCUCAUCAACAACCUGCAACACCCAAUGGACCCACAUGCAGGUGUGAGGUCUCUGGCAUCUGCUGGUUUCAUGGCUUCUGGUGGCUACCCAUCUAACCUUCUCCACCACCAUGGCAUGCGAACGGGCUGCAUUCUCUGUUCGCCACCACCACCUUCCCAGCCCCUAAUGCAAUGCACCAAUCAUGCAGAUCUGCUCCAUCCGUCGCCCACUCUGUUGUCUGAUCUUCACAGCUCACAAGAAUGCAGAUACAUGCAAGAGAUGGUGACCCAGUGA